This is a messenger RNA of Plutella xylostella (diamondback moth), 883 nucleotides long. RefSeq lists its product as uncharacterized. Lineage: Eukaryota; Metazoa; Arthropoda; Insecta; Lepidoptera; Plutellidae. The record is from RefSeq and is a predicted model, not a curated record.
UUCCUACACUAUUUUCUAAACUUCCUUUCUAUGUUGUUGCAACCUUUUAAUCAGUUUAAAAUCAAAGCCUCGACCGUUGUAAUAAGCACAUGCAAAGGUUUCACAGAAGUGGACCAACUGCAGGGUACUAACCCCAUCAAACACAAGAGUAGAUAGGACCUAACUUAUUUUCAAUAGAACCAACCAUGAGAUAAAAAAGUAUUACUUUUUCGAGGCUUUUCUUUGUGUUAAACAGUUAAAAGUUUGUAGAGGGUGUUACAGAAAAUAAAAAAAAAAAGAAAAUGAGUGAAACAAACUUAAAGUUGCAGAUUAUUUUAGUGGUAUUAUUCAUAAUUUUGAAGGGAAUGUGUGCAUUUGAGGAUUCGAUCCUGUUCUCCGUGUCGCGAGCGCCCAAGUACUUCGGCAUCCUGCAGGACCACCGCGGCCAGCCGCUGUCCGUCGAGCAGACCGACGACUACAUGGACCAAGACUACAUAGACACCAACAAGAAACGGCACAAAACGGGUUUCGAGAAAAAUCCAGCGGAAAUUGAUGAGGUUGAUGAAGAUGAUGAUGAAGAAGGAGUAGACGAAAAGGACAAGGAUGUUACAGUACCAGGAAAAUAUAACCUGCAACCUGGUCUUUUGUAGAGUCACGCAUUUUUAAAGAUAUGUUUACUAUGUCAAUUGAGCUACCCAUCUAAAUAUCUACUUGAGGUAGUUAUGUACCUACAGUAAAGGGCAGAAAGACCUGACCCCUCUCAGAAACAUUAUUACCAUGAGAGGGGGGUUAGGUUUCUCUGCACUUGACCGUACCUGUAAAUAAAGAUCAUAAAAGAAAAAAAAACUUAUUUUAUUUCAAUUAUUUUAUUUUCAUACAAACAAUACAAAAUAUCACACUCGAU